AUGGUUGUAACAACUAUUAAUCAAGGGAGAAGCAGCAGCUGCGUUGCGUGUACCAGGCGCUGCAUGGAGCAGGGAGCCAGACGGCCCUGUAUCCGCGUGGCCGAGGAUGCGAAAGGGGAGCAGACGGAAAUUCCAUGCGAGGAUGAUGGCACCGUUCUGCUGUCCACUGUAACUGCCCAGUUUCCUGGUGCUUGCAGCCUCCGAUACAGGAAUCCGGUGAAUCGUUGUAUGCGCGGCGUCCGCCUGGUAGAAGAAACUGAUGCUUCUUCUGCUGUAAAAAUCAAGCGAGCUGCGACAAAUACCUCUGAUCUCAUUGUGCUUGGCUUACCAUGGAAAACAACAGAGCAGGAUCUAAAGGACUACUUCAGCGCCUACGGGGAACUCAUUAUGGCCCAGGUUAAAAAAGAUGCCCAAACCGGCCAUUCUAGAGGAUUUGCCUUCAUAAGAUUUACUGAUUAUAAAGCCCAAGUGAAGGUGAUGUCCCUGCGUCACAAGAUAGAUGGAAGAUGGUGCCAUUGUAAGCUGCCUAAUUCCAAGCAAAGCCCGGAUGAACCUAUUUGCAGCCAUAAGGUAUAUGUUGGCCGGUGCACUGAGGAUAUGACAGCGGAGGAGCUUCGCCAUUUCUUCACGCAGUACGGGGAGGUUGUGGAUGUGUUUGUCCCGAAGCAAUUUAGAGCGUUUGCCUUUGUGGCCUUUGCCGAUGACCAGGUUGCCCAGUCUUUGUGUGGAGAAGAUCUGAUUAUCAAAGGAUUCAGUGUUCACGUAUCUGCAGCUAAAGACUAUAGUGAGAGCCCUUUGGAGAGCGGUGACAGAUUCCCAGGACCCAUCUUUGGGAAUUGGGGAUAUCCUAAUAACAGGCCAAACAAUAGUGGCCUUGCGCACAACCAAUUCGGAUAUAAUACUUUCUCCGUCUUCAAUUAUCGUAAAUAUGGUUGGGACAGCAUCUGGUUUGAGAUGUUUUUGUCCACUGAAACUCCAGUGGUUGGGUCUGUUAGCGGUUCAGAACUCACGCUUAAUAAUGUACAGCUUCACCUCAAAAGUGAUUUUACACCUGUUGUCAAUCAUGUUGCCUUUGAUACUUUUGUUAAUGCAGUCAGGAUUGAUCUGGAGACUUUAAAAACAUCAGGAGAUGAGGGGAUGUGUGUGAAAAGGAAUAUGAGAUUAGAGGAAACCAAGGCCCUGAAGGAACUCUCCAAUAACCCUUGUCUGACCAUUAAACCUGCAGACAAGGGUGGAGCAGUGGUGGUCAUGAAUACAACUGACUAUGUGGAUGAGGUAUAUCGCCAACUGAACGAUGAGAAUGUGUAUCGUAGGCUCUCAGGGGAGACUACAUUGGACGUUAAAACAAGACUAAACUAUCACAGAUACUCCUUUAGGAAAAAGAGGUUAGAUCUGCCAGUGUCUAAACACUUCACAGAAGCACGACACACUGAGAAGGACCUGCGCUUCAGGGUCAUUGACCAGGUCGCCAUGCCACGACGGGGGGGUGACAGAUUUUCUUGA
This is a messenger RNA of Bufo bufo (common toad), 1503 nucleotides long. Its product is annotated as TAR DNA-binding protein 43-like. Gene Ontology annotation, cellular component: nucleoplasm. NCBI's taxonomy places the organism in Eukaryota, Metazoa, Chordata, Amphibia, Anura, Bufonidae. Gene Ontology annotation, biological process: regulation of gene expression. Gene Ontology annotation, molecular function: RNA binding. The record is from RefSeq and is a predicted model, not a curated record. The transcript has 6 exons. Bases 1 to 1503 code for a protein of 500 amino acids.